Anopheles nili is the source of this 3390-nucleotide messenger RNA. It is a transcript of the gene NTPase, whose product is annotated as ectonucleoside triphosphate diphosphohydrolase 5. NCBI's taxonomy places the organism in Eukaryota, Metazoa, Arthropoda, Insecta, Diptera, Culicidae. Gene Ontology annotation, molecular function: GDP phosphatase activity; UDP phosphatase activity. The transcript is spliced from 4 exons. Gene Ontology annotation, biological process: nucleoside diphosphate catabolic process. Bases 72 to 1490 code for a protein of 472 amino acids. Gene Ontology annotation, cellular component: membrane. The record is from RefSeq and is a predicted model, not a curated record.
GGCUGCCUUAACUCGUUGCCGUUUGUGUCUUGUUGUUUUAGCUCUUUUACCGGCCAGAAACUGUAAUCAAAAUGCCGACGGCGAAUCAAAAUUUGCGAACCCGGAAGCUACAACAGCAAGACUCAUCGGAACGCACACAACCUCCUGCCGGAUCGCGCCGAAAGGGCCCCAGUGGGUCGAAGGGAUCGCCGACUGGAAGUAAUCUACGAUUUUCGUUCAUCUGCCUCGUUAUAUGUGCCUCGAUGCUUAUAUUCCUGCUCGGUGCGUACACCGAUUCGUUUCAUCCGAUCAUCGACGGUAUCGCCGGGAAGCUUGGUUACCAUGAAAAAAUCUAUGCCGUCGUGAUCGAUGCCGGUUCAACCGGCAGCCGGGUGUUGGCGUUCGAGUUUCACCAUGGCUACCUUGAUGGUCGGCUCGUGUUAGACUAUGAGUUGUUUCAACAGUCGAAACCGGGACUGUCAGCGUUCGCCGAAAGACCCGCGGAUGGAGCAGCUAGCAUUGACAAGCUGUUGGAUCAGGCUAGGAACGUCGUGCCAAAAGAGAAGCGAUCCCAAACCCCACUGGUGUUAAAGGCAACUGCCGGCUUGCGGCUACUGAAGCCGGAUCAGGCAGAAGCACUGUUGGUCGCGUGUCGCGAGCUGUUCAAAUCGUCCGGUUUCCUGGUGAACGAGAAAGCUGUGGAGAUAAUGGACGGCACGGAUGAGGGUAUCUUUUCCUGGUUUACGGUGAACUUCUUGCUGGGUAAGCUGAACGGCCGGAACACGGUGGCUGCGCUUGAUUUGGGUGGCGGCAGCACGCAGGUGACAUUCGCACCGAGGGAUGUAUCGCAAACCCCGCUUUACAAGGGGUUCAUGCAUCGCGUCCCAACGUUCAACUCGUACGUCGAGGUGUUCACCAAUAGCUAUCUCGGUGCUGGACUGCACGCGGUACGGCAUGCCGUAUUCACGCACAAGGCUGCCGAGAACGAAACGAAGCUGGUGAGCGAGUGUGUCAAUCCGAUCAUACACGACAAGCUGUUCCGGUACGGUACGGGCCAGUACUACAUCACCGGCAAGGACAAUCCGAAGGCCACGGCUGAAAACCCCGUCGUAGAUUACGAGCUGUGCGCGUCGGUUGUUAAGCAAAAGCUUAUGCCGACACUUAAACCGAAGCCGGUUACUCUGAAGCAGCACGAAAUUUCCGCCUUUAGCUACUUCUUUGAUCGUGCCAUCGAAACGGGGCUUGUUGAUCCGAUGCAGGGUGGGGAAACGACAGUCGGCGAUUUUGUCAGCAAAUCCCGCGAGGUGUGUGCCGAAGCAAACGCAGAUCAACCGUUUAUGUGCGUUGAUCUAGUGUUUAUUUCGACUCUGCUCGAAGAAGGCUACGGGUUAAAGGCCAAGACACCGCUGAAGUUGUACAAAAAAAUCGACGGGCAUGAAAUAUCAUGGGCGUUAGGCUGCGCUUACAACAUCUUGACGAGUCGCGAAAACGCGAAGAGCCAACACCAGUAAACCCAGAGGAGAGCAGCCGCGCAACAAUCAAUCGAAGAGAAGAGCAGAAAGUAAUUUUCUGUGCUGAAAUAGUUCCACCAAAUUGGAAUCUUAUGACGAACAUCGAGGAUGUAAUCAGGAAAACUUUUACAAACCGGACCAGCUGAGAUGCAGUUGAAAAGAGAUCACCUAAGAUGUGCUGCCAACGAAGCAAGCGAAUCAAUUUCAAAUUCCUCAAACAGAAGGAAUGAUAACGUAGAAGGAAGGUUGGAUGAUUUUAAGCAAGUUAGUUUGAAGCCGCAGCAGAAACAUGUAGUAAAGAAAGCAUAAAAUACUUGUCUCAAUAAUUCAACAACGAUAGCACACGUCCCCCAAUUCUUGUUAAUGCUAGACAAAUCCAACCGUAUCAGGGAAACGAUAGCGCACAUCAGGAAUCGGUGAAACUGAAUACUGCGUUCAUGUUUAUGAGCGAGAUUCGAAAACCGCACAUAUACGACGGCCCGCCGGAAUAGCAAGCAUUCGAAAGACAGAACUAUUUUUUUAAAUAUGCAAACAAAGGAAAUCCCCCUGCCAAUCUAGGGUCACUUAUAAAGGGGUACAUUUUUGGUAUGUUUACAAAAAAAAAGAAAAUGUAGUCUUAACUGUAAGCGAAGAGAGCCGAAACGGAUAGAGGAAGGUAACAAGGAAGCGAUUUUGUUUCUACCGUUGCCUGAAAGGAAGAUUUUAAAGGAAUCGCCCCAACGCUUUUCCAAAACCGUAACUAUAUCCAACAUGUGCCUUUUUUCUAUAGAAACGACGGUAUCAGCGUAUAAGAUCGAUAGGGAAAACAGAUCCAGCAGGAAGAGAUCACACAUCGGUAACACCAUCUAAAGGCUAGCAGCAAUUAUCGUACACAUUACUAACACUUAACAAUGCACCGACCACCGCAAUUCCGUAGCUGUCGAUAGUUACUAAACGAACGUAGUGAAAGCAGUAGGUUAUAGUCGCAACAAGCCCCAAAGGGGCGGAUACCAUUAAAGACUAGCAAAAAGCAAUUGACAUGUGAGCGUUAGAAUCAUUAAUUGCACCAAGCUGAUGUCCUGCAUCCCCAUCAAACUGCACAACGAUCAUUCGCGUGUAUCAAGUCGCACGUGUGUGUGGAUCCGUGUAGUAUCAGCCGUGAUAUUUUAGUCUUGAUUUGUUGUUGAUGUUGUUGCUGUUGUUGUUUAGAUCUAGGACGAAAAGGCACGCGAUCGGGUGACCGAGAGAUCGAGUGUUUGUGAGAAUAGAGUAGCAAAAGAGGGUAGUUUACGUAGCAUAGCUAAUUGUGUGAGUCAGUGUGAGUUUUUGUGUGUUUGUGCCAUGAGCACAUACUGUCCGUGCACCUCUUCACAUUCCCUCCCCAUUCCCAUCCCGAGGCUGGUAGAGAGUGGACACGUUCCACAGGAUGUGUGACACUCGGAAGAAAAAGAAUGAACGAACUUUCAUACACCCUUCGGCACUGCACCUAAUUGUUCACCGUGUAUUCCAAUCCGCCUAGCACACACUUACUGCACGAAAAUGCCACCCCAGCACGCAAUCUCCAUUGACACCAAAUAAUCUGUAGAUGUGGAUCGCGGGUAGCUUUGACGUUAGAAACGUGGUACCGCUUGAUGUAGUAGUUCAGAAACACAGCAUAGAAGGAAUUAUUUUAACUUAAAACGAAACAAUGCAGCUGGUAUUUGGAAAGCGCUUCAAACAAUACAAAACGCGUUCAGAAAGUGCGUGAAGAGAACAUCGAUACAAAGGAAGUGAACGUCGACUGCGAAGCACUUUACACGAAAUUCAACUAUCCUUUUUUUGUGAGAGCAAUCAGUCUAGGACUAUAGUUUUGUAUUCGUAAUGCAGAUGCAAAUUGUUGCAUAUACUGAUACCACUAAUAAAGAGACCUCAGGAUAGUUGG